GGAGGUUUGUCCUCUGCCGGCCGCCAUCGCGCCGCUGGCCCCGCCCGCCAUAUUGUGCCCGGCGCAGGCUUGAGCGGCGGCCGGCGAUGGUUUUAAGACCUGAAGAGACAAUCGGGCAGUGAAGAGCGGAGAAGCCCCCUGGAAGAGCAUCCCUCUGCACCCUCCGUUGUUAUGGCAGGGGGCAGGAGGGGCCCAAACCGCACCUCCUACUGCCGCAACCCGCUCUGCGAGCCAGGCGCCGCGGGCGGCUCCGGCCACGCCAGCAGCUCCUCGGUCACCGGAGUGCGCUCCCGCACCAGGAGUGGAUCAGGUACAGGCCUUUCCAGCCCACCUCUGGCAACUCAGACAGUGGUUCCCCUCCGGCACUGCAAGAUCCCAGAGCUGCCUGUGGAGAGGAGUGUGCUGUUUGAACUCCAGCUCUUCUUCUGUCACCUCGUGGCUCUCUUCGUCCACUACAUCAACAUCUACAAAACAGUCUGGUGGUACCCACCCUCCCAUCCGCCUUCACACACCUCCCUGAACUUUCAUCUUAUUGACUUCAACGUGCUGACGGUGACAACGAUCGUCCUGGCCCGCCGGCUGAUCGGUGCUAUUGUGAAGGAGGCCUCACAGAGUGGCAAAGUCUCCCUGGCACGCUCCAUUUUCCUGGUGGUCACUCGGUUUGCUGUGCUCACUGGCACAGGCUGGAGCUUGUGUCGCUCCAUCAUCCACCUCUUCAGAACCUACUCCUUCCUCAACCUCCUCUUCCUCUGCUACCCCUUUGGGAUGUACAUUCCCUUCCUCCAGCUCAACUGCGACCUCCGGAAGGCAGGGCUGUUCUCCCAGGUGGCCAGCAUCGGGCCCAGAGAGGCCAGCGAGGUCAGUGCCAGGGGCAGAGACUACCUGAGCGUGCUGAAGGAGACCUGGAAGCAGCACACGCGGCAGAUGUACGGCAUGGAGGCCAUGCCCACCCACGCCUGCUGCCUCUCCCCCGACCUCAUCCGCAGCGAGGUGGAGUACCUGAAAAUGGACUUUAACUGGAGGAUGAAGGAGGUGCUGGUCAGCUCCAUGCUCAGUGCCUACUACGUGGCCUUUGUGCCAGUCUGGUUCGUGAAGAACACUCAGUACUACGACAAGCGCUGGUCCUGUGAGCUCUUCCUCCUGGUCUCCAUCAGCACCUCAGUGAUCCUGAUGCAGUACCUGCUCCCUGCACGCUACUGUGACCUGCUGCACAAAGCUGCAGCACACUUGGGCUGCUGGCAGAAGGUGGACCCAGCCCUCUGCUCCAACGUGCUGCAGCAUCAGUGGACAGAGGAGUGCAUGUGGCCGCAGGGGGUGCUGGUGAAGCACAGCAAGAACGUCUACAAAGCCGUGGGGCACUACAACGUGGCUGUGCCCUCCGACGUCUCCCACUUCCGCUUCCACUUCUUUUUCAGCAAACCACUACGAAUCCUCAACAUCCUGAUCCUGCUGGAGGGAGCUGUCAUCUUCUACCAGCUUUACUCCCUGAUUUCUUCAGAGAAGUGGCACCAGACCAUCUCCCUGGCUCUGAUCCUCUUCAGCAAUUACUACGCCUUCUUCAAGCUGCUGCGGGACCGUCUGGUGCUGGGCAAAGCCUACUCCUACUCUGCCAGCAGAGACUCAGAGCAGAAGCUGAAUUAAAACAGUUGCACUGAUCCUGAGGCUUAUUACAGAACAAACAGAACAAAAAAACCCUCAGAGCUUUG
Messenger RNA from Pogoniulus pusillus (Red-fronted tinkerbird), 1706 nucleotides. It is a transcript of the gene TMEM39B, whose product is annotated as transmembrane protein 39B. Bases 172 to 1641 code for a protein of 489 amino acids. NCBI's taxonomy places the organism in Eukaryota, Metazoa, Chordata, Aves, Piciformes, Lybiidae. Gene Ontology annotation, cellular component: membrane. The record is from RefSeq and is a predicted model, not a curated record. The transcript is spliced from 9 exons.